Molecule: messenger RNA, 436 nt
Organism: Anopheles cruzii
Lineage: Eukaryota; Metazoa; Arthropoda; Insecta; Diptera; Culicidae
Product: translation machinery-associated protein 7 homolog
Exons: 2
Coding region: 33-227 (64 amino acids)
Source: RefSeq, a predicted model, not a curated record
UGAGAGACGAAGCUUCUAUACCAAAAUUCGCAAUGACUGGCCGCGAAGGUGGUAAAAAGAAACCCUUGAAGGCUCCGAAAAAGGAUCAGGGGGAGUUAGACGAAGAAGAUGUGGCUUUCAAACAGAAACAAAAGGAGCAGCAGAAAGCACUGGAUGCAGCCAAGCAGAAGGCUUCGAAAGGCGGACCUUUGCUGCAAGGGGGAAUUAAAAAGUCGGGCAAGAAGUGAAUGCGAACUCGGCCACAAGGGUUUCGUAUAAUUACUAACCAUCAAUGCUAAAGACCAUAACAAGAAGCACGUUUCUCUGAUACUGGGUUACGAAAAAUGAUGAUUUAAAAGAACUGCAUUUCUGUUGGUCCUAUUGCUACUACACUCCCGCGCCUUUUUUGUUUCAUGGAUCAAUAAAUCUCGAUUAAAAACAGGGCUAUAUGGUUAUA